Messenger RNA from Microtus ochrogaster (prairie vole), 1863 nucleotides. RefSeq names its product ceramide synthase 4 (gene Cers4). Gene Ontology annotation, molecular function: DNA binding; sphingosine N-acyltransferase activity. NCBI's taxonomy places the organism in Eukaryota, Metazoa, Chordata, Mammalia, Rodentia, Cricetidae. Gene Ontology annotation, biological process: ceramide biosynthetic process. The record is from RefSeq and is a predicted model, not a curated record. Gene Ontology annotation, cellular component: membrane.
GCAGUUUAGGGCACAGGGGUCUUAGACCCAGCGGUUUGUGCAAGCCGGGUUCGAGCACACUGGGCCAGAGCACACUGAAGUCACGCCCCUCCCCCGCCCAGACCACGCCCAAGCCCCCACCAAACUCCUCCCCGAGGCCCCCUUGGGCUCUAUUUCCUCCCCUGUGGGUGGAGGCUCAGUGGCGAGCACAAUCCCUCGGUCCAGAGCCGUCAGCCGCGUGUCUACGGCAUCUUCGGGUUUGCUGAUUUCCACCCUGCCUGGGCCUCCACACAUCCGCUUGCACCCCAGGUAAGCAAGUGCCCCUCUCCGGGGGCGUCGGCCUAGAAGCAACCCUCGCAGCGACCUCCAGUCUCGCCUCCCAGGCCAAGACCAGCCGGACUCGGCCCCAAGCAUGUUGUUCAGCUUCAAUGAGUGGCUGUGGCAGGAGAAGUACUGGUUACCACCCAACAGCACAUGGGCACAGCUGGAGGACCGAGAUGGCCUGGUGUUCGCCCACCCUCACCACAUGCUUGCUGCCUUGCCAGUGGCUUUGGUCCUGGUGGCUGUGCGUAUCGUCUUUGAGAGAUUUGUGGCCUUGCCCCUGAGCCGGUGGAUGGGUGUGCGGGAUGAAAUCAGGAGGCAGAUGAAGCCCAACCCAGUGCUGGAGAAAUACUUCCUCAGGAUGGGGCAGAGACCCGUGGAGACCCAGAUGGUCCUCCUGGCUGCCCAAUGUGGUCUCACACUACGGCAGACUCAACGCUGGUUCAGGAGACGUCGGAACCUGGAACGUCCUUACCUGUCCAAGAAAUUCUGUGAAGCUAGCUGGCGGUUUGUCUUCUAUCUGUGUUCCUUCGUGGGUGGCAUCUCUGUCCUCUACCAUGAGCCAUGGUUGUGGACACUGGCGUUGUGCUGGGAAAAUUACCCACAGCAGACCCUGAAUCUGGCCCUGUACUGGUGGUAUCUUCUGGAGCUGGGCUUCUACAUUUCACUGCUAAUCACUCUGCCCUUUGACAUUAAACGCAAGGACUUCAAGGAGCAGGUGCUGCACCACUUUGUGACCGUGGGGCUGAUAGCUUUCUCCUACAGCUCCAACUUGCUGCGCAUUGGCUCUGUGGUGCUGCUGCUGCAUGAUUGCUCCGACUACCUGCUGGAGGCUUGUAAGAUGUUCAACUAUUCCCACUUUCGGCGAGUGUGCAACGCUCUCUUCAUCAUCUUCUCCCUGGUCUUCUUCUACACUCGCCUCAUAUUCUUCCCCACCCGGGUCCUCUACUCCACUCUGUUUGACUCCAUCAAGAACAGGAGUCCCUUCUUCGGCUACUAUUACUUUAAUGUGCUCCUGGUGAUGCUGCAGAUCCUUCAUGUGUACUGGUUCUGUCUUAUCCUGCGCAUGAUCUUCAAUUUCCUGUGGAAGGGUCAGAUGGCAAAGGACAUUCGUAGUGAUGCAGAAGAAUCAGACUCCAGUGAUGACGGGGCAGUUCCUGAAAGUCCUCAACUGAAGAACGGGGUGACUCGAGGGUCUGGCCCAGCCGUUGCCAAUGGCCCACGGAGCCGGGCAGCUGGGCGUCUGGCCAAUGGGCACACCCAGUCCACAUAGACAACCUAGGACUGACAUUGAGGGUUGCCCUCUAGCAAUGUGGGUGGAUAUCCAGAUGCUGGGCUGGUGACCCUGGGAGACAGGGAGGUCCUCCCCAAGGUAGGAAGAGGACCGAUGAUCUGUUUCCAGCACUUCCCUUUUUAUCUCGUUUCCCUUUAUCCCUUUGAGCAACUGGACAGAGCCUGGGGGAGCAGUGGACUCUGCGUUUGGUCAGAGCCACCCUCAGGCUGUGUAGCCUGGGGGCUGUGGGGAGCCUUGGCUCAUAGGACCAAUAAAACUUCAACAGAGAU